AUGAGAAGCGCAGAAACAGAAAAUGGAAUGAUGCUGACAAGCUGGAUUGGAAGCAAAUCUACCGACUUUGAAGUUCAUCGCAACUGGCUUGCGAUCACUCAUUCUCUCCCGGUCAAGGAAUGGUACUAUGAGAAAACAUCAGAAUGGACCCUGGAUUAUCCUCCGUUCUUUGCUGGGCUAGAAUGGUGUCUAUCCCAGAUUGCUGCAUUUAUGGACCCGGAUAUGCUCAAGGUGCAGAACCAAAACUAUGACUCCUGGCAAACGGUGUACUUCCAGCGGAGCUCAGUUAUUAUUCUUGAGCUGAUGCUUGUUUAUGCCUUGAAUAGAUAUAUCAAGUCUGCACCGAACCAAGCGGCUAAAGAACUGGCCCAUGCCGCCAGCUUGUCAAUUCUACUCUCUCCUGGCCUGCUGAUCAUUGACCAUGUUCAUUUCCAGUACAACGGGUUCUUGUAUGGGAUUCUUAUUCUUUCAAUUGUCCUGGCACGAAGACAGUCUACCCUGUUAUACAGUGGCAUUACCUUCGCUAUUCUCCUCUGUUUUAAGCACAUAUACCUCUACCUAUCGCUGGCAUGGUUUGUUUUUCUCCUGCGAGCCUAUUGCCUCCACCCAAGCUCCAUGUUCAGGCCUCAAUUUGGCAACAUCGCGAAGCUUGGAGUGGGGGUUGUGGGCGUUUUUGCUGCAGCAUUCGGACCGUUUGCAAAAUGGGGUCAGCUUUUGCAACUCAAGGACAGGCUUUUCCCAUUUUCCAGAGGCCUAUGCCAUGCCUAUUGGGCACCGAAUAUCUGGGCAAUAGAUUACAAAAGAGUAUACCUUUGGGCUGACGUUUGUAUUCCAAGCUGUGAGUUCACCACACCCGUGGGCCAACUUACAUAUAUAACUACGAAAGAGGACUACGAGACUAACUACAUCCAGCUAUGCCUUGUGAAGUUGUGGUUCCAACCUGACUGGGAUACCUUUGUGGGGGCAGUGACCAACUGUGCAUUUGCAGCCUUUCUCUUUGGCUGGCACGUCCAUGAGAAGGCCGUUCUUCUGAUCAUCAUCCCGUUUAGCCUGCUGGCUCUCAAGGACCGGCGAUAUCUAGGGGCCUUCCGCCCACUCGCAGUGGCUGGCCACGUCUCCCUGUUCCCACUUUUAUUCACCGCUGCCGAGUUUCCUGUCAAAACCGUUUACACCAUCUUCUGGCUGGUGCUGUUUCUUUUCGUCUUUGGCCGCCUUGCACCCGCCCCAUUGAGACCUCGUGUAUUCUUACUUGAUCGAUUUUCGCUGCUCUACGACACUGUAUCGAUACCUCUGAUUGUCUAUUGCUCACUGGUACAUGGAAUAGUGUUUGGAAAGCGAUAUGAGUUCCUUCCGCUAAUGUUUACCAGUGCAUAUGCUGCUGUGGGCGUCCUGGGGAGCUGGGCAGGGUUCAUGGUAGUCUAUUUCACUACUUAG
Messenger RNA from Trichophyton verrucosum HKI 0517, 1434 nucleotides. RefSeq lists its product as uncharacterized. Gene Ontology annotation, biological process: protein N-linked glycosylation. The record is from RefSeq and is a predicted model, not a curated record. NCBI's taxonomy places the organism in Eukaryota, Fungi, Ascomycota, Eurotiomycetes, Onygenales, Arthrodermataceae. Bases 1 to 1434 code for a protein of 477 amino acids. Gene Ontology annotation, cellular component: endoplasmic reticulum membrane. Gene Ontology annotation, molecular function: dolichyl pyrophosphate Glc1Man9GlcNAc2 alpha-1,3-glucosyltransferase activity. The transcript has 4 exons.